AUGGUUGCCGCUGCAGCCGCUGGAUACAGAGCAAUUGCCUUUGAUUUUAGGGGCUAUGGGCUCUCCCAACAGCCUCCUGAGCCUGAGAAGGCGUCUUUUGAUGAUCUUGUGGUUAAUAUCAUUGGAGUUAUGGACAGUUUGGGCAUCAGUAAGUUUAACCUGUUGAAUCAAAUUGGUAGCUUAACUGUCUUCAAGCUGGAGAGGGUUCCGAGAAAUGGGACUGAACUGAACCCAGAUGGCUUUUCUAGUAGGGAAGACUUUGGAGCUCUUCCGGCAUUCCAGGUAGCCGUGGUCCACCCUGAAAGGGUGUCUGGUGUCAUAAUACUGGAUGCCCCUUUCACUCCACCAGGGAGAGCUGAAGCAGAUUUUGGUCGCUUUGAUGUUAAGACGGUGAUAAGAAACAUCAACAUUCUGUUCUGUAGAAGUGAGCUCCAAGUAGCUAGUGAUGACCAGGAGAUCAUGGACUUAGUUGAUCCAUCUACCCCUCUACCGGUAUGGUUCACCCAGGAGGACCUCAAAGUCUACUCAAGUCUAUACGAGAAUUCCGGGUUCCAUACAGAUUGCGGUGUGAAGGAUCCGAAAAUUACAGCUCCAGUGCUGCUAAUCGUGGGUGAAAAGGACUAUGUUCUAAAAUCCCCACGGAUGGAGGAAUAA
Molecule: messenger RNA, 654 nt
Organism: Vitis vinifera (wine grape)
Lineage: Eukaryota; Viridiplantae; Streptophyta; Magnoliopsida; Vitales; Vitaceae
Exons: 5
Coding region: 1-654 (217 amino acids)
Molecular function (GO): hydrolase activity
Source: RefSeq, a predicted model, not a curated record